Molecule: messenger RNA, 9065 nt
Organism: Melozone crissalis (California towhee)
Lineage: Eukaryota; Metazoa; Chordata; Aves; Passeriformes; Passerellidae
Gene: ARFGEF3
Product: ARFGEF family member 3
Exons: 35
Coding region: 312-6935 (2207 amino acids)
Biological process (GO): regulation of ARF protein signal transduction
Molecular function (GO): guanyl-nucleotide exchange factor activity
Source: RefSeq, a predicted model, not a curated record
CACGGCCAGGCCCGCCCCAACCCCGCUGCGCCAGCGGGGCCUGCCCGAGGUGGGAGAGGAGGAGGAGGAGGAGGAGGGACUCCGCAGCGGCAACAACUGACGUGUCCCCGCCAUGGAGCUCGGCGUGAUUCAUCAGCGGCAGCGGGGCGGCAGCGGGGCGCUGCGCUCCGCUCCCGCCUAGGCACUGCCGCGGCGGGGACAGCCCCGGCACCGCUCCGCCGCCCGCGCCGCCCUCCUCCUGCCUCCUCCUCCUCUUCCUCGCCGCUUCUCCUCCUCCCUCGCGGCUAGGCGAAUAUCCCGGGGGAGGCAAGAUGGAAGAAAUCCUGCGAAAGCUGCAGAAGGAGGCGUCGGGGAGCAAGCACAGGGCCAUCAAGGAGAGCUGCACCUGGGCCAUCGAAACCUUGGAUUCUCCCGAUGCUGCUAUCAAGAUACCACCAUAUCAGCUGAGGGAGAAGUGUCUCCUUCCUCUUCAACUGGCUCUGGAAUCAAAGAGCAUGAAGCUGGCCCAACAGGCUCUAGCAGGGAUGCAGAAGCUGCUGUCUGAUGAGAGGUUUGUAUCCGUGGAAACAGACUCAGAUGAGAAACAGUUGCUUAAUCAGAUGCUGAAUGCUGUCAAAGUGACUCCAUCGCUCAAUGAAGACCUGCAGGUUGAAGUGAUGAAGGUCUUGCUCUGUAUAACAUAUACCUCCACCUUUGAGCUGAAUGGGAGUUCAGUGUUGAAGAUUGCUGAGGUUUGCAUUGAGACAUAUGUAUCUAGCUGUCACCAGCGGAGCAUUAACACCGCUGUGCGGGCAACCCUCAGCCAAAUGUUGAGUGACUUGACUUUACAGUUACGACAAAAGCAAGAAAACAUGAUAGUUGAAAACCCUGACAACUUGCAGAAAUUCAAGAGUCAAGGUGCUUCAACUGAGUCUCUUUGUGAUGAUGUUGUAUCUGUCCUCACUGUACUCUGUGAGAAGCUCCAGGCUGUCAUAAAUGACAAUCGUCAACUUCAGCUUCUUUACUUGGAGUGUAUCCUCUCCAUGCUGAACAGCUCCUCCCCCAGCAUGCACCAGCACAAAGGAUUCACUGAUCUAAUAUGGAAGCAACUGUGUCCAGCCCUAAUAGUAAUCCUGGGAAAUCCAAUCCAUGAUAAAACUAUCACCUCUGCCCACAGCAGCGUCUGCCUUGAGGCUGAUUCCCCUUCCUCAGGGAUCUCUGAUCAUGGCCGGGGUUCAGGUUGUUCUUCCACGGCCCCUGCCCUUAGUGGGCCCGUUGCACGGACCAUAUAUUAUAUUGCAGCAGAACUGGUUCGACUGGUGGGGUCAGUGGAAUCCAUGAAGCCUGUGCUACAGUCUCUGUAUCACCGCAUGUUGCUUUACCCACCACCUCAACAUCGAGUAGAAGCCAUCAAAAUUAUGAAAGAGAUACUUGGCAGUCCUCGGCAGCUUUGUGAUUUGGCAGGGCCCUGCUCUUCUGAGUCAGAAUCCAAGAAGAGGUCUAUUUCUAAAAGAAAGUCCCAUCUGGAUCUUCUCAAGCUUAUCAUGGAUGGGAUGACGGAAGCGUGCAUCAAAGGCGGUAUUGAAGCGUGCUAUGCUUCAGUGUCCUGUGUCUUUGCCCUGCUUGGAGCGUUAGAUGAGCUGAGCCAAGGGAGGGGUCUUAGUGAAGAGCAGAUCCAGCUGCUGCUCCAGCGUUUGGAAGAAUUGAAGGAUGGGACCGAGACAAGCAGGGACUCCAUGGAGAUCAAUGAUGCUGACUUCAGGUGGCAGAGACGCAUCCUGUCCUCAGAGAACCCUGCCUGGGAAUCAGGAAAUGAGAAGAGUCCUGAUAUCAGCAUUAGCGUUACCACAGACACUGGUCAGACUACUUUGGAAGGGGAUAUGGGACAAACAACUCCAGAGGAUAAUCCAGAAAAUCCAAAAAACUCCCUGCCCUCUCCAGCUGGACAUGAAAGCAAAGAGAUUCAUUAUAGAGAACCAGAGUCAGAAACCAUUGACCAGCCAGAUGUUGUUCAAAGAAGCCACACCAUAGUCUAUCCAGAUAUAACUAACUUUUUAUCAGUUGACUGCAAGACCCGGUCCUAUGGAUCCAGAUACAGUGAAAGUAACUUCAGUGUAGAUGACCAGGACCUUUCUAGGACUGAGUUUGAUUCAUGUGACCAGUAUUCCAUGGCAGCAGAAAAGGAUUCGGGCAGGUCUGAUGUCUCAGACAUAGGCUCUGACAAUUGUUCCCUGGCUGAUGAGGAGCAGACCCCACGGGAUUGCCCGGGUCACAGGUCCUUACGCACUGCUGCUCUCUCUCUGAAGCUGCUGAAGAGCCAAGAAGCAGACCAGCACAGUGCACGGCUCUUCAUCCAGUCACUUGAAGCACUUCUUCCUAGGCUUAUAGCUCUUCCCAGCAUAGAAGAAGUGGAUGGAGCGCUGCAGAGCUUCUCUUCAACAUUCUGCUCAGUUACUCACCUUAUCCACGCCCCCAAAGUGACGACAGUGGAAAGUCCGAGAAGGCAGCAGCACAGAGCUUUCAAACCCUCACGAGGUAUGAUGCACUCACCAGGAUUUGAGGGAAACCUAAAUUUCAACUUCCAGACUCUGAUGAAUGCAGACAGUCUCUAUGUGGUAUCACAUUACACUUUGCUGCUCAACCUAAAAUUGGCAAACUCAGAUUACUACAGGAAGAAGCCUGCCCAAGCCCCCGUGUUGCUGAAGGAGUUCAUGAAGCAGGUCCAAUCCAGUGGAGUGUUGAUGGUAUUUUCCCAGGCAUGGGUUGAAGAACUGUACCACCAGGUACUAGAAAGGAACAUGCUAGGGGAAGCUGGAUACUGGGGAAGCCCUGAGGAGCACAGCCUUCCACUUAUCAGCAUGCUGACAGACAUCGAUGGCUUGGGCAGCAGUGCAAUCGGCGGCCAAUUGAUGGCAUCUGCUUCAGCUCAAUCUCCUCUUUCCCAGAACCGGAAGACAGAUGAUUCUGUUGUUGCAGGAAUUGCUUUUGCCCGAUACAUUUUAAUUGGCUGUUGGAAGAACCUGAUUGACACUUUGUCCACCCCGCUGACUGGCCGCAUGGCAGGCAGCUCCAAGGGGCUGGCCUUCAUCUUGGGAGCAGAAGGAGCCAAAGAGCAGAACCAGAAGGAGAAGGACUCCAUCUGCGUGAGCCUGGAUGGACUAAGGAGGGCAGCCCGGCUGAGCUGUGCUCUGGGAGUUGCUGCCAACUGUGCAUCUGCUCUUGCCCAAAUGUCUGCAGCCUCCUGUGUCCAAGAAGAGAAAGAAGAAAAAGAAAUCCAAGAACCCAGUGAUACUAUAGCUCAAGUGAAACAGAAAGUGGAGCAGAAACUGGAGCAGAUGGGGAAAGUGCAGGGAGUCUGCCUGCACACUGCUCAUGUUUUGUGUAUGGAUGCAGUCCUUAAUGUGGGUCUGGAGAUGGGAAGCCAUAAUCAGGACUGUUGGCCUCAUGUAUUCAGGGUGUGUGAGUACAUCAGCACACUGGAGCACACCCACUUCAGUGAUGGUGCUGCCCAGCCCUCCCUUACCAUCACCCAGUCCCAGCAAGCACCUGGAGGGCAGCACCCGGACUCUGAGCCUGGGGAGGCUCCUCAGGCACUGACCCCCGAGCAAGAGACCACCCUGAGCAGCCACCCUGUCAUUCAGCCAGUUUCCAUCCAGGAUCUCAUCAAGGACAGCAGUAAGGGCAGAGCUUUUGACUUCCGUGGAGGCAGUCUGCUGUGUGGUACCAGUGCUGCCAAGGCUGUUCUCACGCUCUCCACACAGGCUGACAGGCUUUUUGAAGAUGCUGCGGACAAGUUAAACUUGACGGCAUUGGCAGGAUUCCUUUACCAGCUCAAGAAGGCUUCUCAGGCCCAGCUUUUCCAUUCAGUCACGGAUACAGUUGAUUACUCACUAGCAAUGCCAGGUGAAGUAAAAUCUACCCAGGACAGGAGAAGUGCUCUUCACUUAUUCCGGCUUGGUGAUGCCAUGCUCAGAAUUGUGAGGAGUAAAUCCCGCCCGCUGCUCCACCUCAUGCGCUGCUGGAGCCUGGUGGCUCCUCACCUCGUAGAGGCUGCCUGUCACAAGGAGAGACACGUGUCUCAGAAGGCUGUCUCCUUCAUCCAUGACAUCCUCACGGAAGUGCUGAUGGACUGGAACGAGCCUUCUCACUUUCACUUCAACGAGGCACUUUUCCGCCCCUUUGAGCGCAUCAUGCAGCUGGAGCUCUGUGAUGAGGAUGUCCAAGACCAGGUGAUCACGUCUAUAGGAGAGUUGGUGGAAAUGUGUUCUACCCAGAUCCAGUCGGGAUGGAGACCCCUGUUCAGUGCCCUGGAAACAGUGCACAGCAGCAGCAAGUCAGAGGUCAAGGAGUACCUCGUAGGAGAAUACUCUAUGGGGAAACGCCAGGCUCCAGUGUUUGAUGUCUUUGAAGCAUUUCUAAACACAGACAACAUCCAGGUCUUUGCCAACGCUGCCACCAGUUAUAUUAUGUGCCUUAUGAAGUUUGUCAAAGGACUGGGGGAAGUAGAUUGUAAGGAGAUGGGUGACUGUGUGCCAGGAUCAGGAUCUGCAUCUACAGACUUGUGCCUUCCCGCGCUUGAUUACCUCAGGAGAUGUUCUCAGUUGUUAGCCAAAAUCUAUAAAAUGCCCUUGAAACCCAUCUUCCUCAGUGGCCGGCUGGUUAACUUGCCCCGAAGAGCGCAGGAACAGUCAGCCAGCAGUGAGGAUGGGAUUGAGUGCAUCCUCUCUGACUUUGAUGAUGACACUGGCCUUAUCAAUGUCUGGAUUAUUCUGCUGGAAGAAUUAACAACUGCUAUAUCCAACUGUCCCCGUCAGCACCAGCCUCCUACUUUGGAUCUGCUCUUUGAGUUGCUAAGGGACGUUGCCAAGACACCUGGACCAGGAUUUGGCAUUUAUGCAGUUGUACAUCUUCUUCUUCCCACGAUGUCUCUUUGGCUCCAUCGCAGCCAUGGUGACCACUCUUACUGGGAUGUGGCAUCUUCUAAUUUCAAGCAUGCCAUUGGCCUUUCCAGUGAACUUGUAGUGGAGCACAUUCAGAAUUUCAUACACUCAGAUAUUGGUUAUGAAAAUAUGAUCAAUACUAUGUUGAAAGAUCUUUUCAAGUUACUGGUAGCCUGUGUAGCAGAACCAACAGAAAUUAUUUCCAGAGUUGGCUGCUCCUGUAUCAGGUAUGUGUUGGUGACAGCAGGGCCUGUUUUUACUGAAGAGAUGUGGAGGCUUGCAUGUUGUGCCUUGCAGGAUGCAUUCUCUGCCACUCUGGAGCCAGUAAAGAACCUGUUGGGCUAUUUCCACAGUGGUACUGAAAGCUUCAGUGGAGAUGCCUGUGAAGUGAAGGUGGCAGCCCCCUCCCUCUCACCAAGUGCUGAGGCUGAGUACUGGAGGAUCAGAGCCAUGGCACAGCAGGUCUUCAUGCUGGAGACUCAAUGCUCCCCAAAAACCCCGAGCAACAAGGAAGGGUUUGAACAUGCCCAGUCGUGUGUGCUCAUCAUUGACCUGCCACCAGAUAAGAAACCAAAUGGGCAUAACCAGAGAAGUAUUCCUUUCAGGACAAUAGUAGUGAGCUUGCUGUCCCACCAAGUACUGCUCCAGAAUUUAUAUGACAUCUUACUGGAAGAAUUUGUGAAAGGCCCUUCUAACUUGGAGGAGAAAAUGGCAAUACAAGUACCUGAAAACAAGUUGGCUGGUUUUCUCAGGUACAUCUCCAUGCAAAACCUGGCUGUCAUCUUUGACUUACUCCUGGACUCCUACAGAACAGCCAGAGAGUUUGACACCAGACCUGGGCUGAAGUGUUUGUUGAAAAAAGUGUCUGGCAUUGGUGGAGCUGCCAACUUGUAUCGCCAGUCAGCAAUGAGCUUCAACAUCUACUUCCAUGCCUUGGUUUGUGCAAUCCUGACAAACCAGGAGAACAUCACUGCAGAGCAAGUGAAAAAGAUCCUCUUUGAAGAUGAUGAGAGAAGCACAGACUCCUCACAGCAGUGUUCUUCAGAAGAUGAAGACAUUUUUGAAGAAACUGCCCAGGUCAGUCCCCCACGAGGCAAGGAGAAGAGGCAGUGGAGGGCUCGAAUCCCAUCUUUGAGCGUCCAGCCAGUCAGCAACGCAGACUGGGGCUGGCUGAUCAAGAGGCUUCACAAGCUCUGCAUGGAGCUGUGCAACAACUACAUCCAAAUGCAUCUGGACCUGGAGAACAAUGUAGAGGAGCCUCCAGUGUUCAAAGGUGACUCUUUCUUCAUUUUACCAUCUUUUCACUCAGAAACCUCCACCCCAUCAACUGGAGGGCUGUCUGGAAAGGACACACCAUCAGAAGAUGACCGAAGUCAAAUCAGGGACCCGCUGGGAGACAGCUUGACACCUCGAGGAGGGAGUGGAGAAAUAUUGCUGCUACCCCCACCCCUGAGUCCUAAACCAGAAAAAAAAGAGCAAACCAAGAAAAAAGAAUGGUGGGAGAGUGCUGGUAACAAAAUCUACACCAUAGCCACUGACAAAACCAUCUCCAAGUUUAUGACAGAAUACAAGAAGAGAAAGCAGCAACAGGCCGUGACAUCCUUCACCAAAGAGGUCAAAGUGGAAAAGAAAGGGGAACUCCUGGGUUCAAGAGGGCCAGACUCACCUGUGCUCCAGCGGCCUCAACAUCUUCUAGAUCAAGGUCAAAUGAGGCAUUCAUUCAGUGCUGGUCCAGAGAUCCUGAGACAAGAGAAAAGACCCCGUUCAGGGUCCACAGUCAGCUCCCUGAAUAUAUCUAUUAGGGAUGCAGAGGCCCAGAUACAGGCAUGGACCAACAUGGUGCUGACAGUUCUCAACCAGAUUCAGGCUCUGCCAGACCAGACUUUCACAGCCCUGCAGCCAGCAGUGUUUCCCUGUAUCAGCCAGCUGACUUGCCACGUGACAGACAUCCGUGUCCGCCAGGCAGUGCGGGAAUGGCUGGGAAGAGUGGGCCGAGUUUACGAUAUCAUCAUUUAAACCAAGCUGUGCUCAUUGCAAAGGGCAGAGGACAUGCAAGGUAUACAGCAAAGAAGUACUUGGGGUUCAUUAAUUGCCUAUUUGUUGGUGAGAAAUUAAGAAACAAUGAGCUUGUCAAUUUAUAUUGUCUGUCCACCUGAGAUUGUGUGUCCCUCACUCACACUAGCAAAGGAGGCAAAGCAUGAGUCUGUUGAGAGGAUCUGGCAUGGCCCCAGAACCCAGAACCUGUCUGUAAAUCAGGCUCCUACCAGAAGAGGUGCAUUUCAUUGCCUUCAUUUUAAUUCAAAUUUGCAGCAGUGGGAGCCACCAGAAACUGCAGCAGAAUUUCCACACUUGAAGUUAGCUGUGAGUGCAACUGUCAUGGGGGUGUCAAACCAGGUCAGUAAACCUAUUUAACUUAGAAAAUAAAUAAACAAAUUAAAUUCAGUGAAAAGGUGAGGGCUAUAGGACAAGUAAGAAGGUGACAUUUUUUAGGGUAACAUCUUCCCUUCAAAAAUUGGCAUGAGGAAGGAUAAAGAUUAUUGAAGUAACUAAUUGUGUUGCUCACUAGAGAAAGUGGAAAUUUAUUUUGCUCUAAGGGGAGCCUUUGUUGUCACAUUUGGAGUAGCUAAAGAAUCCCAGGUCUAAAAUGGGUGAGCCAAGCACAGAUAUUGAUCCUUUCAUUGCUCUUAUGGAGUAUUGCUCAAAGAGAAAUGGCACAAACUGCCCUCUCUGCAACACCACCCUGGCUGCCUCUUCACCUAUGCCUACAGCUGAGCAUUUUGCCACAUGUCUAAUUCCCUCUAAGGGCAAAAGAGAAGUUUGUUUUGCUCUUCCCUGUGAAGCUGUGGGGAAGACGCACCACAGCAAAUACCAGCAUGUGCCAGUAUCCAGCAUUCAACUAAGCAGAGUAAAAUGUCCAGUUUAAACACCACUGCAGCUGUUAUUCUACUGGAAAUUUAUGUUUGCUUAUGUCGAGCUGCUGUAGCCAGGAACACCCUUAUCACCUUGGUUAAAUGUCACUCUACUUGGAGCUGAAGCAAGAUGGAAAAUGGUAUGAAAGGGAGGUAUAUUUCCCAUUUCUCUCUCAUUUCUUGUCUGCUGCUGUAAAUAGAAAAGGACAAAUCCUCAUGGAGGUACAUCCCCCCUCCAUGCAGCACUCCUAUUGGGACUAUUACAAUUUGCUGUUAUUACUAAGAGGGAGGAGAAGGGGGAGGAUUGACUAUUGUGUUGUCAAAUGCAUAUGUGAUGCUUUUCACACUAUACAGAGCAAGGGUUACCUUGCUGCACAAGUUAUGUCACAGCCCCUGGGACAUUUCAUCUCAUACUCCCAUGCUAUAUCCUUUGUUGAUAACUUGUUGAAAAUGAGUUGAUUUUAAUUUUAGGUGACCCCUUAAUGCUGUUCUCCCAAGGCUUUUAAAAUGUGCAUGCCAACUAAAUAUACAGCUUCAGUCCCUGCUCCAAAGCGUCCUAAGAAUGUCAUCUCUUUAUGUAAGGCCUGGAUUUUGCAAAACUAACUGCUUUUAGCAUCUUAAACCUGGAAAAACAGAGGGAGCCAAGAAGCCCCACUGAACAGCCAUCUCCCAAGCUGCUUUGUUUACAAAGAGUCUGACACUACCCUCCUGCCUUUUCCCUCCAUUGCCUUCUUCCCAUUUGUCGCCUGCUGGUCUUGUGCAGGGAGUAUUUGUCCCUUUACUUUCUGUAGUGCCAGUCAUGCUGUUUCUCUUGCUUUAAAAAGUUCCUUUUGCUAAAUUGUUUAAAGGACAUUAAAAUUCUGUAAAAACACCUCUUUUCUACCACCUAAACUGACUUUAUUAAUUACUAAUUUAACAAUGUUUUCAAUUGUCAGUUUUCCCCCAACAGUUUUAAUAGUUCCUCAGGGACAGGUUAGAUUUUGCUUUGGUAUUUGGGAGAGCAGUAGCACAGUUUGAUUUCUGUUGCCAUGUCUUUCUUAUGCAUCUUUAGAUAGAGUAAAAGUUGGUUACAUUUUUUGUUAAAGUUUUUAUUUGGCAUCUAUACAGAACUGCUUUUAAAGCAGUACAUUAAUUAGGCAACAACAGAAAUCAGAAUAAUAAACCAUAUUCAAAGCAGCCAACUCUGAUGGUUUUAAUUAAAAAUGCAUUGAAUGGAUGCAGAUCCUUGCUGUACUGA